Messenger RNA from Aspergillus tanneri, 1008 nucleotides. Its product is annotated as Dcp1 family protein. Gene Ontology annotation, cellular component: P-body. The transcript has a single exon. NCBI's taxonomy places the organism in Eukaryota, Fungi, Ascomycota, Eurotiomycetes, Eurotiales, Aspergillaceae. Gene Ontology annotation, molecular function: enzyme activator activity; mRNA binding. Gene Ontology annotation, biological process: positive regulation of catalytic activity; deadenylation-independent decapping of nuclear-transcribed mRNA; deadenylation-dependent decapping of nuclear-transcribed mRNA. The record is from RefSeq and is a predicted model, not a curated record. Bases 1 to 1008 code for a protein of 335 amino acids.
AUGACGUCCCGCAAACCCCGGCGACCGAACACUAUCAACAAUCACCGUCUAAAUACCCAACAGGGUGCUCCGCAGCCCUCGGAUUACGAAUCGGAUUUUCAGAACUAUUUCUCUGAUACGCAACAACCGUCUGAUCAACAAGAAUCGUCCAUGUCCGCCCCUCCCUUGCGCUCCAACGAAGAGUUGAACCUCGCCGUUCUUCGCCGUCAUAACCCCUCGGUAAAUACGAUCCUGUCACUGGCACCUUAUGCGGUCGUCUACAUAUUCAGCCCAGCUACGCGACAAUGGGAAAAGAGCGGGGUUGAGGGCACAUUAUUUGUCUGCCAGCUGACACAGGGGAAUCUGGGGGAGGAACGAUAUAGUGUUUUUGUGCUCAACCGGCGAGGACUGAAUAAUUUUGAUGUCCUGUUGACCGAUGGUGAGAAUGUGGAACUCACAGAAGAAUAUGUCAUCCUCAAGACGGAUUCCAACAAUGACACGAUGAACAAUAACAGUGUCACCGGCUCCAAUUCUUCCAACAAUGUCAGUGGACCUGACAAGAGCACUGCCCUACGAAUCUACGGCCUUUGGAUCUACUCCGAACCCCCGCCUAACUCUACCGCUGAAACUCGUAGCAUUAAUGCUCAGAUGAUUCGUGAAUGUGCUGUUCAUGCAGGCCACAGUCUCAGCCUAGCGCGUGAGCGACUGGAAGCAACCCACCAAAAUGGUUUGCAUGUUGCUGCUGCUACCGCCGCCGCUACAACCGCGGGAGCUCCUCUCGAUGAGGAGCCGUCGAGCGUUCCUAUGGGUCGGCAGGUCUCCCUCAAGGAUCUCUUCGGGCAGCAACGGGCACAAGAUGACGGAUGGAGCGUGAGAGCACAUAGCCUGGGUCCAGAAGAUUGGAUGCAUCAACCUCAGUAUUCGGGAAUGGGGGCCCCAGCGCCAGGACCACGGCCACAACCACAGUCAGAUGUACUUGGCGAUCUAUUUCGGAGGGCUGGGCUCGCUUAUCAGGGUGAGAAUUCUUGA